CUCUGAUACAUAUCUUCACUCUCGCGUCGCUCUUCUGCCUUGUUCUUCUUCUACAAGCAUCGACAGUCUCGUAUCAGUCGCCAAGAUGGCCACUGCUGCUCCAGUAGGCGUACUGCCAGUCGCAAACUUCAACAUCGAUUACAAUAGUGAACUCGAGGGAAUCGAGGAUUUCCUGUCGCGUUACGUUCGUGAUAGGUCUUCUCGGACCAGACGGAGAAGACGUCAAGAGGAGACUCAGGAGCUGCCCUCUGAUGACGAUGACGAGGCAGAGUCUCUCGCGGACGAAGUGGAAGAUCUGGACGUUCAGCCUGGGAGGAGUAAAGCCAAGUACAUGAAGAUCUUGCGCAAGAUUGCCAACCGUCAGACCUCUGAGAUAGUCAUCGACCUGGCCGAUUUGAAAGAGUUCAAAUCUGAUCACACGCUUCUCCACAACAUCAUGAGCAAUACUCGCCGGUACAUUCAACUCUUCUCUGAAGCGAUCGACAAGCUCCUGCCAGAGCCUGAUGCGGACCUCGACCACACGGACGACGUUCUGGACCUUAUCAUGCAGCAGAGACGGCAGAUAAACGAACAGAUGGAGAAUGGAGAGAGGGAAGGUGGCAUGUUCCCUCCAGAGCUGAUGCGCAGAUACAAUGUCUACUUUAGGCCGCAUCAAGAGGCUCUCGCUGUCCGCGCUGUUCGCGCGUCUCAUCUCGGGCACCUUAUCACUGUCCGAGGCAUCGUCACUCGAGUAUCAGAAGUCAAACCUCUCCUUCUCGUCAAUGCCUACACUUGCGAUGUGUGUGGAAAUGAGAUCUUCCAAGAAAUCGCCUCCAAAUCCUUCACUCCCCUCGCCUCUUGCCCAUCUGAACAGUGCGUCAAGAACCAAACAAAUGGUCGACUGCAUAUGCAGACUCGCGCUUCCCGAUUCAGACCGUUCCAAGAAGUCAAGAUUCAAGAAAUGGCCGAUCAAGUACCUGUCGGCCAUAUUCCCAGAUCCAUGACUGUUCACUUGUAUGGCACCUUGGCGCGAUCAGUCAAUCCGGGAGAUGUGGUCCAUAUCAGCGGCAUCUUCCUGCCUACUCCCUACACUGGAUUCCGUGGUAUGCGUGCGGGCCUUCUACAGGACACUUUCCUCGAGGCUAUGCAUGUGCACCAGCUCAAGAAGCAGUAUCACGCCAUGGAGCUCACACCAGAGAUCAGCGCUGCCAUUCACGAUCUGCAGGACGAUUCGAAUCUGUACUCUCGCCUCGCCAAUUCAAUCGCCCCUGAGAUCUAUGGGCACGAGGACGUCAAAAAGGCAUUGCUAUUGUUGCUCGUUGGAGGUGUGACCAAGACCGUGGGAGAUGGUAUGAAGAUCCGAGGUGAUAUCAAUGUCUGUCUCAUGGGUGAUCCUGGUGUGGCCAAGUCUCAGCUUCUCAAAUACAUCACCAAAGUGGCUCCAAGGGGAGUGUACACGACUGGUCGGGGAUCAUCUGGUGUCGGUCUCACUGCGGCCGUCAUGAGGGAUCCCGUGACGGAUGAGAUGGUGCUAGAGGGAGGAGCGCUUGUCCUUGCCGACAACGGUAUCUGCUGCAUCGACGAGUUUGACAAGAUGGACGAAUCAGAUCGUACAGCUAUCCACGAGGUCAUGGAGCAGCAGACCAUCUCGAUCUCCAAGGCUGGUAUCACUACAACACUCAACGCCCGGACUUCGAUCCUUGCCGCCGCUAAUCCUUUGUAUGGACGAUACAACCCCAAAGUCUCGCCCGUCGAAAACAUCAACCUUCCAGCUGCCCUUCUCUCCCGAUUCGAUGUCCUCUUCCUAAUCCUCGACACUCCCACCCGUGAUGAUGAUGAGCGCCUGGCUCAACACGUCACCUACGUUCACAUGCACAGCGAACCUCCUGAGCUCGACUUUGACCCCAUUGAGCCCACCCUCAUGCGACACUACAUUGCCGAAUGCCGCAAGAUUCGUCCCAUUGUCCCACCCGCCAUGUCCGAAUACAUCGUCUCCUCCUAUGUCCAGAUGCGGAAACAGCAAAAGGAGGACGAAGCCGAGGACAAGUCGUACACCUAUGUCUCUGCACGUACUCUCUUGGCUGUUCUGCGUCUCUCACAAGCGCUUGCUCGCCUGAGAAUGGACGAGACCGUCGGCCAGGGUGAUGUAGACGAGGCUCUCCGUUUGAUGGAUGUUUCCAAAUCGUCCCUUUACGAAUCACAACGGACAGGCGAGGAUCAGACGGACACCUCGAAAAUCUUCCGCAUCAUCAAAGACAUGUCAAAGGACGAAGAAGACGACCUCACUAUGCUCGAUGUUCGUGCUCGUGUCUUGGCCAAGGGCUUUACAGAGACUCAACUUAUGGACGUUGUACUAGAGUACGAAAACAUGGGCGUGCUCAUGCGCACUGCUAAUGGAACGAGGAUACGAUUUGUGGCUGCAGACGAUUUCUAGGAUGCAUAUGUUUUACACUCUCAA
This is a messenger RNA of Kockovaella imperatae, 2437 nucleotides long. RefSeq names its product putative ATP dependent DNA helicase. Gene Ontology annotation, molecular function: single-stranded DNA helicase activity; ATP binding; single-stranded DNA binding. Lineage: Eukaryota; Fungi; Basidiomycota; Tremellomycetes; Tremellales; Cuniculitremaceae. Gene Ontology annotation, cellular component: MCM complex; nucleus. The transcript has 5 exons. Gene Ontology annotation, biological process: DNA replication initiation; double-strand break repair via break-induced replication; DNA strand elongation involved in DNA replication. The record is from RefSeq and is a predicted model, not a curated record. The coding region runs from base 86 to 2413 and encodes 775 amino acids.